AACCCAGAUUUUAAUUACUUUCAAAUGAAAUUAAUUAACAAAUUUUCUAUAAUAAUCUAUGAAUUUCACUAAAAAUCAAAUCACAGCUGUCGUACAGCAUCAAUGAGUCCCUGUGGAAGCUUCCUGACAACUGCAAUGUCCGGUGGAGCAAAUAUAAAUGCAAGAACUUCGCUUGUACCGAAAAGGGUUUCUUCAAAUGCGCCAAUUGCUUCAAUCUUUUAGAUCACGAAUUGCCCCGAUGGAUCAAGCAAGGGAAUCUGGACACAGAGACAAACCAAACAGUAGAUUUUCUUAUCCUUGACGUGCUAGAAAUCAAGCCAGGGAAAAUCAGAAUUGGGUUGGAUUUUAGCGUCGGAACAGGAACAUGGGUUGCAACAAUUGAUCUGCGAGCAUAAGAUCUGCAAGAGAAUCAACAACUGAUGAGAGCAAAGAUUUUAGAGAACCAUCCAACAUCGUUGGCAACCAUGCCGGAAAAAGUGGAGUAUGAUUUCUUACUACUGAUUUUGCUUGGGUCUUUAGACUAGAUGGAAAUCGAGGAAGGGGGCGAGAAAGAGAGGGGGAAUGAAAAAGAAGAAGCACAAGGAAGUAGGAGAUGGUUUGGAUCGUUGACGGAGGAGAUGGUUUGCAAUGAAGCCGGCAAGUCUGAGAAGGGUUGGAGAGAAGAAGAUGAUCAGGCGACGAUUGGAUUCCAAAUGCCCAAAUUCCACACCUGAUUUUGUGAGUCUCCUUCACAGCUGGAGAUCUUUGCUCUGUGAUCUGGGUUUUGAACACCUCCCUGACUACCUCGAUUUCCUUCGUGACUACGUCUCAAGGGGUUUCAUAGAUGGGUAAUCUGGGUGAAGACUGCAGUGUUAGAUCUCACCGAUUCAUGUGUUUACAGUAGGUGAUUUGUGCUGGAUAAGUGAGAGAUAAGUGUAUCAGAGAGAUUACCUAGUUUUAUUUUUUAAACCAAGCGUGUGUGAUGGAGGAUGUGGGUUCAGAGGGUAAUUGUAUCACCAUCCAAGCAUAAAGCGUAGCAAAGUUA
Messenger RNA from Rubroshorea leprosula, 1024 nucleotides. Lineage: Eukaryota; Viridiplantae; Streptophyta; Magnoliopsida; Malvales; Dipterocarpaceae. The record is from the annotation of a GenBank genome assembly.